AUAGGACUGGUGAUGGCGGCUCGGGGAGAGAGGUGCCGGGGAGAAGAAGCCUGUCAGCAAGGAGCGUCGCUGUUCUGAAAGCCGCCCACCCUUAACCACACGCCCCUGCACCACGUUACAGCCCAGUGGCGUAUAGAAGCAGCCCGGUCGGUUCUCGGGCCCACAGGCGGGGGAAGAAAUUUUACGAUUCCAAAUAUAGGCUGACAAGGGAGCAGACAUCAUGUGUGUCGGACCUCUGAAGCGAUUCUGCCACUGGGGGCCACUGAUCGCUCUUGGUAUCAUCAAGUCAGUAACAUUUGCCACUGUGAGCUGCCUCUCCCAAUGGUGGCCUCCCCAUGAGUCCUGGGGCAGCAGUGUGCUCUUCUUCACCUUCAUGAGCUGUGCUGUCCUCACCCUGUACUGCUUCCUCCAUGCAAUGUUCACUGGGCCUGGCACAAUGCCCCUCAAGUGGGAGCCUGAGAAGGCAGAAGAUAAGCAGUUCCUUCAGUUCUGUGGCACCUGUGAGGGCUACAAGGCUCCCCGCACUCACCACUGCCGCAAAUGUGGACGUUGUGUGAUGAAGAUGGACCACCACUGUCCCUGGAUCAAUAACUGUGUCGGCCACAAAAACCACUGCUCCUUUACCUUCUUCCUGCUCUUUGCUGUCCUGGGAUGUGCACAGGCAUCUGUGGUGUUGUCCCUCUCAAUAUACCACGCAAUACACAGAACAUGGUACAUCUAUUAUGGCACUGGGAGGGAGCCCAUCGUGUACAUGAGCCUCUGGGGGAUGGUGAUGUGUAUGUUCGUGUUGGGCUUGGCCAUUGGUGUGGUGCUGGCUGUUGGCAUGCUUCUCUACUUCCAGCUCCGGGCAAUAUUACGGAACAGAACAGCCAUAGAAGACUGGAUCCUGGAGAAGGCUGUGCAUCGCCGGGGAAUGAUGGACCAGCCCUUCAUCUAUCCGUACAACCUUGGGUGCUGGAAUAACUUUAAGCAGGUCAUCAACUUCUCAUGUGAGCCUAUAGGUGACGGCAUCAUGUGGCUGGUGCGGACUGAGUGUCACCAGUACACUCUCACUAUUGAGCAACUGGAGCAGAAGGCUGAGAAGCGUGCUCGGUGUCGUGAGUACCAGGUGGUGCAGAGUUACUCAGGCUGGUGGUUCCCCUGCACCAAGGGCCUGGGUGUGUGCUGCCACCCACCCUGCACUGAUGAGCCCAGGAUCUCCUUGCAGCUGGGCGACAUUGUGGCUGUUACUCGCUGGAAAAAGUACUGGUUGUAUGGGGAACGCACCAGCGGCUCAAGCAAAGCUGAGCGACACCGAGGUUGGUUCCCUCGCUGUUGUGCCGUCCAGAUCCUCAGCACAGAGAGUGACUCAGACAACCCUCCCACAGACACAAACAGACCAGUGCAGGAUUCACCUGUAGAAAGUAAGAAGAAAAGGUGAUAAAUUCAGUGAAUAUCAAGUUGAGGGACAAUGAAAGUAUUAUACAACUAUUUUGUAAUCAACUGAGUGUUUUGUAAUUUUCAUGCAUGAUGAACAUUUCAAAUGAAUUUCACUUUAGACUGUGGGUGAUCAGAAGAAUGGACUUUAUUUUUUGGUCAGUUGUCAUAUUUGACUAGUUGAUGAUUUCUCCACUUCAUAUUGUCAUGGGAAGUGGGUUAGUCACUGAUUGUAACUUUCUAAGAUUACGCUGUUUUCUAGCACCAUAGCACAGUCACGUGUGAUAACAUGGUAGCAUAAGCAGCAUCUCUUGGAAUUUUCCUGCAAAUCAAAUGGCUCAGGUGCUAGUCCAUAAGCCAGAGGCCAUGAUUCCAAGUGAGUGUAUUACAUGAGAAACCUAACUGAUCAUUGUAAGUGUUAGAAUACAUAAUAUGGUAGAUGUUUGAGCCAUCCUCUCUAUAUACUAAUAGAAUUACUAGUAAUAGUGAUGAAAAAUUAUAUUUAAUACUGGAAGGAUUCGUGUGAGGAAAAUACAAACUAAAGUUUGGGUUUUCCUCAAGUUUUGUGCUGUGGUUUUCUUCAUAGGAAAUGACAGGUCUUCAAAGACCCAGACUUUAGUUGGUACCAUCAUCACCACUCCUCUUUCCAACUUGUUGAAAUGUCUCCUAAAUAAUAAUAUUAAUUCUAAUGAUAUCAACAUUGUGCAGCUUAAAAGAUGGUUGUAAUCUUUUGGAACAUGCUGGUCACUUGAGGCCUGUGAAAACCUUGCAGGUUUGUAUUAGUUCCUGAAGUGGGUACUUGUUGUUGAUCAUUAAUGAUCCUCAGGUUACCACCUGUUUGUAUGAAAUGCAUUUAGUGGUGACCCUCUUUUUUGGUGUAAAUGUUUCAGACUGAAAUGUCAGAUAGAGUGUUUGGGGAAAUAGUCGUUCUCUGUAAUUUAGAACAAAAAUUUGGGAUCUAUUUCAUGCUCAAGAAAGCAGUCUUGCUCACAUUCACUUUUAGAAGUGGAAUUAUUAUCUGAGCUUGGGUUUAAGUGCCAAAUUCUGCAUUCAAAUGCUUUUGGAAUAAAUUAAGAUAGGGAAGUGCAAAACACAAGUUCAAUUUGUAUUACAGUAAGUCCUCAAUAUAACAAACAAUUGGUAGGCAACACUAUACCUGUUAACUUAAGAUUCUGCAGCAGUCAGGCCCCAGUGCUAAUGGUUUACCUUAUCUGUUUUGUGGUGUUUUAGGUCCCACAGCCUUGCAUCACUCCUUUAUACCUAUUGCACCAACGUACUCUAUCUCAUGCAUGCCUUUCACACUCCUGGAUUUUUAGGUCCCUAUGACCCAAUGUUUCCUUGACUGUACCUAUCUGUUUUGUGAUCUUCCCUCUCACUCUGUUGCCUUCUACUCA
Messenger RNA from Scylla paramamosain (green mud crab), 2810 nucleotides. RefSeq names its product palmitoyltransferase ZDHHC6-like. The record is from RefSeq and is a predicted model, not a curated record. Lineage: Eukaryota; Metazoa; Arthropoda; Malacostraca; Decapoda; Portunidae. The coding region runs from base 221 to 1420 and encodes 399 amino acids. The transcript has 10 exons. Gene Ontology annotation, molecular function: palmitoyltransferase activity. Gene Ontology annotation, cellular component: Golgi apparatus. Gene Ontology annotation, biological process: protein palmitoylation.